Molecule: messenger RNA, 1515 nt
Organism: Miscanthus lutarioriparius
Lineage: Eukaryota; Viridiplantae; Streptophyta; Magnoliopsida; Poales; Poaceae
Source: the annotation of a GenBank genome assembly
AUGGCGCUCGCCUUCGACGAGUUCGGGCGCCCCUUCAUCAUCCUGCGGGAGCAGGAAAAGAAGACGCGCCUGCGGGGGCUCGACGCGCAGAAGGCCAACAUCGCCGCGGGCAAGGCCGUCGCGCGGAUCCUCCGCACCUCGCUCGGCCCCACGGGCAUGGACAAGAUGCUCCAGUCCCCCGACGGCGACGUCAUCAUCACAAAUGAUGGGGCGACCAUCCUGGAGCAGAUGGAUGUUGACAACCAGAUUGCAAAGUUGAUGGUGGAGCUGUCCCGUAGUCAAGACUAUGAAAUUGGGGAUGGCUAUGAGAUGGCGUCAAGGGUAGCUUUUGAUCACCUAGAACGUAUCUCCCAAAAGUUUGAGUUCAGUGCAGACCACAUUGAGCCCCUGGUUCAGACCUGCAUGACAACUCUAUCCUCAAAGAUGGUUAACCGUUGCAAGCGGGCAUUGGCAGAGAUUGCUGUCAAAGCAGUACUUGCGGUUGCAGACUUGGAGAGGAAGGAUGUUAACUUGGAUUUAAUUAAAGUAGAAGGCAAGGUUGGUGGGAAGCUGGAGGACACUGAGCUUGUAUAUGGAAUUAUUGUUGACAAAGAUAUGAGCCAUCCACAAAUGCCAAAGAGAAUUGAGGAUGCUAAGAUUGCCAUCCUGACAUGUCCAUUUGAGCCUCCGAAGCCUAAGACAAAGCAUAAGGUUGACAUUGAUACUGUGGAGAAAUUCCAAACACUGCGUGAGCAAGAGCAGAAAUACUUUGAUGAAAUGGUUCAGAAGUGCAAGGAUGCUGGUGCAACCCUGGUUAUUUGUCAGUGGGGUUUUGAUGAUGAAGCCAAUCAUUUGUUGAUGCACAGAAAUCUGCCAGCUGUCAGAUGGGUUGGUGGUGUUGAAUUGGAAUUGAUUGCCAUUGCUACAGGAGGACGUAUUGUUCCGAGAUUCCAAGAGUUGAAUCCUGAAAAGCUUGGGAAGGCUGGAUUAGUCAGAGAGAAAUCAUUCGGAACAACAAAGGACCGGAUGCUUUACAUUGAGCAGUGUGCCAAUUCCAGAGCUGUAACUAUUUUCAUUCGCGGAGGAAACAAAAUGAUGAUUGAGGAGACCAAGCGCAGUCUUCAUGAUGCUCUUUGUGUGGCAAGGAAUCUGAUCCGGAAUAACUCAAUUGUGUACGGUGGUGGCUCAGCAGAGAUAUCUUGCUCAAUUGCUGUUGAAACUGCUGCAGAUCGGCACCCUGGAGUUGAGCAGUAUGCUAUCAGGUCAUUCGCUGAUGCAUUAGAUGCUGUUCCACUAGCCUUGGCUGAAAAUAGUGGUUUGUCACCAAUUGAUACCUUAACCGCAGUAAAAGCCCAACAAGUUAAGGAGAGCAACCCCCACUGUGGCGUAGACUGCACUGAUGUUGGCACCAACGACAUGAAAGAGCAGAACGUCUUUGAGACCCUGAUCGGCAAGCAGCAACAGAUCCUGCUUGCCACUCAGGUGGUGAAGAUGAUCCUCAAGAUUGAUGAUGUCAUCUCACCGUCCGAGUACUGA